UCCCCUCUUUUUCUUUCAAACUUGGACGGAUAAAAGAUGUGCUAUGGCAGGAUAACACCAAAGAGCAGCUCAGCCUCACCAUUUGCCUCCUUAAGACAUGGAUUAUUUCUUCCAUUCAUGAUUAUUAGCACUUUCCUUGGAAAUGGACUUGCUUCAGUGUGUCCUCGACCACCAGAACCAGAAAAUGGCGGCUUCAUCUGCCACCCAACCCCCUGUAAAGAUCCCUUGGCAUCAGGCAGUGUCAUUGAGUAUCUGUGUGAUGAAGGCUACAUGCUGAAGGGGGAUUACAAAUACCUGACAUGUAAAGAUGGGGAAUGGAACCCAGCCAUGGAGGUCAGCUGCCACCACAGUCAAGACAAAGACCUUCACACAACGAUUGGUGUGCCUACCCUAUCAAUAGUGGCCUCCACAGCAAGCUCAGUAGCACUCAUCCUUCUCUUAGUUGUGCUCUUCGUUUUGUUGCAGCCAAAAUUGAAGUCCUUCCAUCAUAGCAGACGUGACCAAGGGGUGUCUGGUGACCAGGUCUCCAUCAUGGUGGAUGGUGUUCAGGUGGCCUUACCAUCAUAUGAAGAAGCGGUAUAUGGCAGUUCUGGGAAUUCUGUGCUGCCUUCUAACUCCCGAGUACAAAUUGUACUGUCUGAAGGAGCUGGCCCAAGCAGUUCGAGGGAAGUGCAGCAACAUGACCAGGGAGGACGUGUCUGCUCUUCCUCAGGGGGAGAGGAGGAUGCCCCGGGACACUCUGGCCUGGGUGAUGCCCGAAGUACCCAGCAUUCAGAGACUGUGAUGGUGCACCAGGCCACCACCUCCUCCUGGGUGGCUGGCAUGGGAAAUGGCCAUCCAACACACAAAGACGCUCCAGACUCAGAAAAUAGUGACAUACAAAGCCUUUUAUCUCUCACUUCUGAGGAAUAUACAGAUGAUAUCCCAUUGUUGAAAGAAGCAUGAAGUUUGCUGCUGCCUUCAUGUGGCCUCCUUCCCCUUUACGUUGUUCUUUCCUGCCCUUUCCUCAUUUGCUGUUGGAUUUUGAGCACUCUGUGCAGCCUCCCCCCUCAUCCUAUGUCCCUUUGCCCUGAUGAUUGGAGCAGCACCCCAUGGUCCCUCCUGGCCAAACAUCCAAAGGACACCAAACAGGGCUGGUCCCAUGCUUGGUCUCUCCUGCCUCUCUCUGUUUGGAAUUUAUUUGAGUAAGCUGAGAUUGGACUCUUCCUUCCUCCCCAAGACCUCUUCAGCCCUCCCUCAGCCAGCUGUUUGGCAGCAGCCUCCAGAGGCCUCCAGAGGUCAUAGCAUGGCUGUAUUUACUUGUGCCUUCCCCAAGCCCCCAGGCCUGUUGGCUCGACACUGGCCUGAGUGGUUGCGCCAUUGCUGCUGCUAUUGCUGCACAGGAUGCAAAAGGUCUGUGGGGCCAGUGCCUCUUGGAAUCUGGUGCCCCCUUCAUUACUGUUGGCAGCAGUAAGUCCAAGGUUGAGAGCUUUCUGGUGAGGAAAGGGCAGGAGUGAUUACUGUGGGGGGAUUGGAGGUGGAGGAAGAUGGGUAUUAACCUCCCAUGGUUGCCUUAUAGUGAGCAGCUGUGUACUUAAGAUGACGUGUGUGACUUCUUUAACUAUUCAAUAGAGGGAUUAUGGAGAAUCAUGUAAGCUUUCAGCGGUUCUGUGUUGAUCAUCCCAGGGGUCAGGAAUAUUGGCCCCCCUUUAAUUGAUAUUUUUAGGGGACAUGUAUGAGGGAUCUCAAUGGGGAAGAAGAAUGUAGAGGCAGCUGUGUUGUUUUUCUAAUAUGCAAGAUCCUACUUAACUGGUCCUGGCUUUUCUCAGCUAUGACCUUUAUCUCUCCCCCAUUCCCUCGAGUCUAAAGGAAAGCAACAUGUGGCCUCAUAGGUUUUUUCUUUUUCCCAGGCCAUUGUGGCAGAGGUGGCUCAUAUGUAGAAAGAGGAAGAGAAGUCAGAAACCAUCUAGUACCCAUCAUCAUUUCCUCCCCUGCAUACGCUGGUUUUCCCAGGCCUGCAACUAGCAUUUUGUGCAAGUUGCAUCUUUCUGGGUGUGUGGUAAUAUAAUGGAUCUGGAGGAGCUGAUGUGCUCCCUCCUCCCCCCAGACACAGUGCCUUGGGUGUGGCUGCAGGCAGCCUGAGCCCUGGGUCCUGAGCAUUCCUGUCAACACAGUCAUGUGCCUUAGUAACUGUGCCCAAGAAGCACCCUGCUACUUAGUGCUGCUGCUUUUCCCACUUCACCCUUUCCUCUCCCUCCCCUCUCUCCUUUGUCACAGCUGACAAAUUACUUUCUUGUCUUCCUUGGAGCUCAGGGAGAAGGGCUAAGAAAGAGCCCGAGUUACUCCCCUCACUCCAGAAACUGGACUGCCUCACUGAGGGAUGAACAGUUGCUAAGCAACUCUGCUACUGAGGCAGUUGGGUUGAGGGAUGGAGAGGGAAAGGCAUUCUAGAAGAGCCAUGCAUGUUAGGGGAGCAGGUACCAUUCUCCAUAGGUUGCAUGGCAGAGCCUCCCAUAGACAGCUUCCAUGAUGAUGUGCAACUCAGUGAUACUCUUCAUUUGACCAUUGUGAGAGCCGAGAAGAACACUGGAGAAGAGAAACAAAGGCUUGGGCAUGUUUUAGAAGCAUUGGGACAGAAGACUUAGAAGAUAACCCGAUUUGAUUCUUCUCCUCCAGCGUCCUUGGCAAAGGAGUAGUAAUAACUUCCAACUACACUAUAACCUGCUUGGAAAAGCUUUUGGUGACUACCUCCAACUGUCUUAGACAAUAGGAGUGACCACAAAGAACAACUAAAAGGAGAAGCUUCUCUCAGCCAGCAGUGUGGCUUUUUCCAUCCUUACACACUGCACUUUGUUGCACUGUUAUCCAUUUGUCCCAGCAACAAAAAGCAGUAUCUCUUCCUCCUAGAGUAAUAAUAAUAGCUGACAUUUAUAUGGCGCUUUAAGGUUUGCAAAGUGCUUUGUAAGGGAAGUGCCUGUUAAGCUCCAUUAUUUACUUCUCCUCUCUGCCCUCCACCACCAUACCCACAUAACUCUCACCCAAAGCCUGGGUACUAUGUGAGUUGCCAGGAAUUUAGGGAGAAGCCCCAUAAGGAGUCUCCCAAAGCAAGCACUCUGCUUCUAACUGAACUUAAAGCCAGGAGAAGGCAUUCUGCAAUGAAGCCAAAUGGAUAUUGAGUGAACCCCUGGUUCCACAGCCACUGUUAGUAUCUAGAACCACAGACAGCUUCUGGUCCCAGGUUGGGGGGAAGGGGAAGCAUCCCUAAUGCUUGCUGCUGCCUGGCCACAAGGGAGGGAGCCUAAGCCCUUCCUUUCAGUCUUCCUAUAAAGGUGAAAAAUAUAAACAGCUAAGGGAGAAACAAUCCUGCCUCCCUGCUGAGAGUUCAAUUUGUGUUUUCCAUUGUUUGAAUAUUUGCACGUACCUAUGUCCCAGGAUUCCAAAAAGAGAAGCUCUUACCAUGUUUGUUUGUCUAAGUUCCUCAGAGAACACACUCCAGAACCCUAUGCUUAUAUAUGGACUGUUUACCAGCCCUUUUUAAAAUGAACAAAAGAGAAGCUUCUUAAUUUCUGAAGCUCCCUUCCACUGGUCUUGCUCAGACACAGCAGCUUGCCCAGUAGACUGACUAUAUGCCCAGACAAGCUGCCAAAUUAGGAGGGAAAAGGAAAAAGUGAGGAGAAUAAGUUCAUGGGUCCUUUUCCCCCCACCUGCUUUUAGGAAUCUGAAAUAAAGGCAGGGCUGUUAAAAAAAAAAAAAAAAAAAAAAACCUCUAUUGAAUUAAGUUAGACCUCUGAUUAAACGGCCCAUCAUCCUGUCCAUGCUAGAGUUGAAGCUACACAUUAACUGCUAAUAAUCAGAACAGCUUCAAAUAGAAUAAUUCUCUCCCUCCUUCCUCCAGAACAACCUUUUAAUGAAUCCUUGUUAGGAAAAUACCCUGCAUCUAUCCACUCGGUACUGUUUUCAGGGCUCAUGGACUUUAAGCUUAACAACUGCAAAGGGAUUCAGGGAAUUUCACAGCUGCUUUGAGGUGGGUCCUGGCUCACAAGACAAAGGCAUGCUCUAUUUGAUAGAGCAAGCAGGCUGAUGGUGGUCCCUAGGGGAAAAAAGUAGCUUCUUUGGAUGGGAGUGAAACAUACUACAUGGCAAAACAAAUCAUUGUAGGUGAACUAAGCAAAAAACAUUUGUCAUUUUGUUGGGUCUUAGGAGGAUAAUGGUCAGCGCCAAAGGACUAAUUUUUUUUUCCUUUUUUUUUUUUUUUUGCCCAAAAAAGAUUGUCUGCCUCAGUGCAAGUUUUAUAUCCUGUCAACUUGCACCAUCAUAAUUACUUCAAAGAGAAAUAAGGUGAAAACUCCUUUUAAAGUAAUACCUGUUCCUUGCAAUGCCUUAGUUUUAACAUUUUGCCAUCUCUGUUUACUUCCCUUACCUCCCAUUGCACCUGGUGUAAACUUGACCACUUAGGUGCUAUGCUGUCCGUUCCCCCUAGUUCUUCUGAUUUGGAGUUUCAGCACUGCCUAGGAAAGUUUCCACCUAAUUCCUUUUCCUAUCAAGUAGGUUUUAUUAGAUACAGUAUCUCACUGUAUAUUCUGUAGGCCUUCUUUUAAAAAGCAAAAUUAAACUAAUAUCCUGAUCUGCCCCCAUCCUUCCAAUCCAUCCAUCUCUCUCCUUACACAUUCUAAUCAGCUCUAAUAAGCUACCUAGCAAGACAAAGGUAUAGUUUUCCUGCUUUCAUUUCCAAAAACAUAAGAAUAACAAUCCAGUCAUCCUUUCCUGCAUCCUACCCUAAUUUUCAAGUUCUUUGCUUGCAUACCUCUGCUUACUCCAUUCUUAGGAAAGCAUGUGAGCACAGAGAAUAGAAUAUGCUGUUAAAAUGUCUGUCUUGGCUUUAAAAAAAAAAAAAAAAGACCUACAGGCUCCACUUAGAUUCCAGAUGUGGGUCAGGGGUGGCAGAACUGUCUUUCCCACAGGGAUCACUUGGCUUCCUUUUCAUCAGAUUCACUCUGUUGCCAGGAGAGAAAUCCAAAUCACUUUUUUGCUCUGGACAGACAAGUUGAGCACUAUACCCGAUAGCUUCCACGAAAUGGGGAAAAGAAUGGAUUGGACUUUACUGGGAAGUGAUUCCUGUACUUGAAGUUUUCAAAUGAAAGCCCCAAGGCUCUGAGCAUUCUGCCAAGCAGAGGAGGGAAGAGUCCAGGAGGAGCAGUGUGGGAGCUGAGUUAUCAGAGUGCCACUGAGGGAAGAAAUUAGUAGUUAAGCCAGGAAGAGUUUGGUGGCCUUCCACACAUUUCUUCAGUUUUUAUCCAAAUUGCACCACUAUGGAAUACUUUGCAGAAUGGUACUCAUAUAUAAUGUGGGACUUAAAACAACAGAUAUAAUGAUGCUGUGCAGGAUAUCAAUCAUUUUUUUAUUUUGCUUUAUUUUAUAAACAUAUAUAUAUCUUGUACAUUGAAGUGGGUGUGAAGAUAGUAUUUUAAUAUUUGUACAAAGUUUAAUUUAAUUUUAAUUGUUCUAUGUA
Molecule: messenger RNA, 5488 nt
Organism: Gracilinanus agilis (Agile Gracile Mouse Opossum)
Lineage: Eukaryota; Metazoa; Chordata; Mammalia; Didelphimorphia; Didelphidae
Gene: SUSD6
Product: sushi domain containing 6
Exons: 5
Coding region: 37-945 (302 amino acids)
Source: RefSeq, a predicted model, not a curated record